Pseudopipra pipra is the source of this 2662-nucleotide messenger RNA. It is a transcript of the gene POU1F1, whose product is annotated as POU class 1 homeobox 1. Gene Ontology annotation, biological process: regulation of transcription by RNA polymerase II. Gene Ontology annotation, molecular function: DNA-binding transcription factor activity, RNA polymerase II-specific; RNA polymerase II cis-regulatory region sequence-specific DNA binding. The coding region runs from base 95 to 1102 and encodes 335 amino acids. Lineage: Eukaryota; Metazoa; Chordata; Aves; Passeriformes; Pipridae. The transcript has 7 exons. The record is from RefSeq and is a predicted model, not a curated record.
AAAGCCGGGAAUAGGGUCUGAGCUGCCGUGGAUUGCGCAGGAUCUGUCCUGUCAGAAAACAGGGGGCAAGCGGCUCUCCUGCCUGUUGGAGGGUAUGAGUUGCCAAGCAUUCACUUCAUCUGACACCUUUGUACCCCUGAAUUCUGACUCUGCUCCCUCCCUGCCUCUGAUAAUGCACCACAGCGCCGCAGAGUGCCUGCAUGUCUCUAACCACGCCACCAAUGUUGUAUCUACAGGACUUCAUUACUCUGUGCCCUCCUGUCAUUAUGGAAACCAACCAUCCACCUACGGGGUGAUGGCAGGCAUCAAACCUUCAACUCCAGAGAUGCUGUCGGCAAGUCUCUCCCAGACUCGCAUCUUACAGACGUGCAGCAUGCCCCAUCCCAACGUGGUAAACAGUGUCAGCACCUUGCAAAGUAGUCUGACCCCUUGCCUUUAUAAAUUCCCGGAGCACGCCCUGAGUGCCAGCUCCUGUGCCCUGGGCCACGGCUUCACUCCCAUGCACCAGUCCCUCCUCACAGAUGAUCCCACUGGCACAGACUUCAAGCAGGAGUUCCGCAGGAAAAGCAAGUCUGUGGAAGACCCCGUCGACAUGGACUCCCCUGAGAUCAGGGAGCUGGAGAAAUUUGCCAACGAAUUUAAGCUGCGGAGAAUUAAGCUGGGUUACACACAAACCAACGUUGGAGAAGCACUGGCUGCUGUGCACGGCUCUGAAUUCAGCCAAACAACCAUUUGCAGGUUUGAAAACUUGCAGCUGAGUUUCAAGAACGCCUGCAAACUGAAAUCCAUACUGUCCAAGUGGCUGGAGGAAGCAGAACAAGUAGGAGCUUUAUAUAAUGAAAAAGUUGGAGUGAAUGAGCGGAAGAGGAAGCGCCGAACCACCAUAAGUAUUGCUGCCAAAGAAGCCCUAGAGAGGCACUUUGGAGAACAAAGCAAACCUUCUUCUCAAGAAAUUAUGAGGAUGGCCGAGGGGCUCAACCUCGAGAAAGAAGUCGUAAGAGUUUGGUUUUGCAACAGAAGACAAAGGGAAAAAAGAGUGAAGACGAGUUUACACCAGAACACCUUCAGUUCCAUUAUCAAGGAGCACCAUGAGUGCCGGUAAAGCUUUUCCAUGUACAGAUGUGGAUUUCUGUUUUGCUUUUUGUAAAUAUUGUAAAUGCUAUGUUGUUAAAAAAAAAAAAAAAAAAAAGGAAAAAAAGAGAAAAAUCAGUAAUCUACUUGUUUCUCUCACAAGCUAGGCAGCUUCAGGUGUAGUGUACUGUGGAGGGCCUAAUUUUAAAUCCUACAAUGUAUAUUUAAAGCCAUAAUUGCUGUCAUUACUUAUGGUAGGGCAAGUUUACUAGUACAGAGGUGUCAACGCUGUUCCUACUGUGUGCUCUGUCUCAGCAUAACAUUUGACUGCCUUAAAAGGGUAGCAAGCAGAAGUGUCUUUUUUAAUAUUUGUUAUCGAAGAUAAUUCUUGCUAAUUUGUUAUGUGCCUUGAAGUUUGGUUUGGAUAGGCUUAGCUAUAAAAAUGGGAAUACAAUUUACCUUUUACCUUAAGACCUUGUGACCUGAGGGGGGAAAAAAUAAUUAUCAAGGGACUUAUUACAUUGGGCUUUCUCUGCAUUGUACUUUUUUUCUGAUUAAAACCAUGUGUGGACAUACUUACACCAGAGACAGUGUUUUAAGCUAAAAAGAACACUGAAAUAAGUAUCCAAACAAAGCAUUUAUUGCACUGCACAUUCCCGCACUCUUAAAGCCCACUAAUUGAAAAUAAUCCCAUAUUUGUCAUCCUCCAGCCUACAAAGAUAAUCUAGGGGAAAAAAUACCAGUGCCAGAGCUCCACCUAUCAGACAGGCACUGAAAAAACUCAGUUAAUGACUCUAGUACUCACCAGGGAUAGAUUAUCCAGCCAUCUCAUCAGCCCUCCUCAUUGUUAUUGGAAUUAGCCCUUUACCAUAUAUGUACUUUCGACUGUUUUCCCAGGACUGAAAUUAAGUGAGUACAUGCGAGUAGUACUGGCCACAUACAUUUUAUUUUUCCAUAAAACAGACCUGAUGAUUUAGAAAAUGUCUAGAUAAUAGGCCCACAGAAAGCAAAAGGAGUUUAAUGUUCGAGACCUCUUAGAAGCAGCGUGUACAAUUUAAGUGCUCCCUCUCUAGUGUACAUUAAAUUACCUCUGAUACUUAUUACAGUGACCACAGGCAUAUUCAGCUAUGGAAAUCAGGCUCCUGGAUUUUAAAAAAAAAUAUCAUUUUAUGGAUGAAUGCGCCACUUAAUUUAGAACUUCAAUUUAAUAAUUCAGAGGGGAGAAAUUGCACUGUGUGCUGUCUUCAGGCUGUUCUCAUCACUGGCAUAGCUCACCCACUACAGCAGAGAAAGGCCAAGCUGGAGACUUGAUCCACCACGUGGAUCAACAGAAAGUGGACUUCCCCAGAGGCUGAAGGAUAAAUACAGUUGAGAAGAUUAGCCCUCAGCAAAGGUGGUGGCAUGUAUUUGUGUACUUUUUGUGUUAUGUGAUCUAAUGUUAUAUAUGUUGAAAACACUGCCUGAUGUAUCUAAACUUUAUUUAUGUUCUAAAUUAUUUUCUUAACUAUACAAGGCUUCUUAGAAAUGCUAUAAGCCUGUAUUUCCCAAGCUCCCCCAUCCAAUAAAAUAUUCUUAUACAGUUGGCACUCUA